This is a messenger RNA of Hyaloperonospora brassicae, 867 nucleotides long. The record is from the annotation of a GenBank genome assembly. Lineage: Eukaryota; Oomycota; Peronosporomycetes; Peronosporales; Peronosporaceae.
AUGGCUCUGCACGGCGACAUUGCGCUCUUGACGCGCGCGCAGGACACAGAGGCCGCAGUGCAGCAGCUCAAGCGACAGCACCCGCAAGCGGCAAACGUGACGGCUCUGUCUGUAGCCACCGACUCGGACAUUGCGCGCACGAUCGCCAGCGCGUCGAUCGCGACGCAGCAGACGUUUGACGCGGUCGUGUGCUAUAACGACGCGAUCGAGCAGCUAAGUACGGACUUAAGUGCGGUUUUGCCGCUCCUGAAGGCGGACGGUGUGCUGGAGCUGCACGUGGCCAACGUGAGCGCAGACGACGACGAGAAGAAGAACGCGGUUUUGAUGGCGCUGAUGAUUGGCGGCUUUGUCGACACGUCGUUUGGCUCGUCGGCCGCCAGUCGUGUGGUGUACCCCGAGUUGGCCACGGCGGUCUGCUGCGUCGCUACGAAACAGUCGCUGGAGAGCGCUGUGAUGCCACUGGAGAAGAAGGAGACGCUGCCGACGACGGAGGCGGCACGUGCGCCAGCGAUCAGGAAGUGGACCGUGUUGGCCGAUGAUUUCGAGCACGACCAGGAGGACGAUAUGGUGGACGAAGACACGUUGCUCGACGAUACGGAGGAGGUGCUGCAAGCGGCGAAGGCCGAGUGCGGGGAGGUCGGAGGCACAAAGAAGCGCGCGUGCAAGAACUGCACUUGCGGACUUAAAGAUGGCGAAGACAAGCCAGUCAUGUCGGAGAAGGAUCUGAACCAGCUCGUGUCUGGAUGUGGAAACUGCUUCAAGGGAGAUGCUUUCCGAUGCGGUAGCUGUCCGUUUCUGGGCAAGCCUGCGUUCAAACCCGGCAUGGAGAAGGUCUUGCUGAACCUCGACGACGCAGACGAUAUAUAA